Messenger RNA from Bacidia gigantensis, 426 nucleotides. RefSeq lists its product as uncharacterized. Bases 1 to 426 code for a protein of 141 amino acids. Gene Ontology annotation, biological process: tubulin complex assembly; post-chaperonin tubulin folding pathway. The record is from RefSeq and is a predicted model, not a curated record. The transcript is spliced from 4 exons. Gene Ontology annotation, molecular function: beta-tubulin binding. Lineage: Eukaryota; Fungi; Ascomycota; Lecanoromycetes; Lecanorales; Ramalinaceae.
AUGCCCACUUCCUCCCCGCUAACCAUAGCUACCAACUCGGUAACGCGCUUGCUCAAGGAGGAAGAAUAUUAUCGCAAGGAUCAUGACGCGCAGCAGAGUCAGCUUGAAGAGCUUAAAAGGGGCCAGUCCAAUGUAGAUGUUGAUGGGAAUCAAGCUUUCAUGUUGAAACAAAGGGAAUUGUCUCUGAACAUCUCCGACGUUUUAAACAUUCGGACUCCUUUUGAAACCGCUUUCAAAGAGACGCAGAAGGUUCUGAAGAGGCAGCCAGAGAACAUCAGAACUGCUAAGGAAAAGCUUGAACGAGCUCUAGCAAACACGAACACAUCGCAUGCUAGUCAAGCUGAAGUGGAGAAGGCGAAGGAGGCUCUCUCCAAGGCCACUGCGGUACUUGUUAAGGGGGAGUACGACGAUGAAGGCGAUCAAUGA